GUCCACACCAACAACUGGUUUUGCCUUUUUUCCAACUCUGCAGAUCAUACAAAGUUCACAGCCAGCCUCUUCCCCCACCACACCUCAUCACAAUGCCUCAUCGCCUCUGCUCUGUUGAGAUUAACAACAACUCUGGCUGCUACACUCUCGCCAACCCAAGGGUGUUCACUGAGAGCGGCUGCUGUGAGGUCCCUCUGCCACCGAUGGUGGGUCCCUACUCCCCUGCCAGCGCAUUGUUCAAAAAGAACACAGGCAGUGCGACCGGGGCUGUCGGCGUCUUCACCUAUGAUCUUUUCAACCCCAACCUCAACGACUACAACCACGUCAUGGCCGUCAUGUUCUCCGUGCCCUACGACCGAAACCUCUACUCCAACUGGUUUGCUGUGGGGAUCCUUGACAGAGGAAACAACUGUGACUACAAUCUUUAUGAUAUGAUGUAUAAUGGAAAUGAAAAUAAUUUUGUAAGAGCAAAGGCUGAUGGCUCCUGCAUUUCUUAUGAGGGUGAUUAUGCUAUUGUCAGUGCUUCCAUGUCAGACUCAGGUGAAGCAGUCCUGAGGGUGGAUAUCAGUGACACUGGCAUGUAUUAAGUCAGAAUAAGGAAGAUCUUACUUUUGUUAUGCAAGCCAUAUGAGAUGAUCAGUCAUUUUAAUAAAAUAUUUCAGUAUGUGUGAAGCUCAAUCAACUGACACAGUUCGUCACUAGCUGAAGUGGAGCUCAUUAAUCAAUAUACCUAAAAUAUGAGUACAUUAAAUAGUAGUUAUUUCAGUUGUGAUUUUAAAACGUUGAUGCCUAAUUACAAAUAAAAAACAAGACUUGUAUGUG
Molecule: messenger RNA, 822 nt
Organism: Sander lucioperca (pikeperch)
Lineage: Eukaryota; Metazoa; Chordata; Actinopteri; Perciformes; Percidae
Product: DELTA-stichotoxin-Hmg2b-like
Exons: 3
Coding region: 93-587 (164 amino acids)
Biological process (GO): cytolysis in another organism; pore complex assembly; monoatomic cation transport
Cellular component (GO): pore complex
Molecular function (GO): channel activity
Source: RefSeq, a predicted model, not a curated record